UUGUGUAUCACGUGUACCUAAGGGUGGGGUUAGAGUUCGCGGGUAUAGCGCCUCAAUGCGCAUGCGGUCUGGAGUGUUGUUGGCGGCGGUAAGAUGGCGGCGCUAGGGGAUGCAUCAGCUCCGGGACUGAAUGGGUUAAUACAGCAAUUUACAGCCAUAACGGGGGCCACCGAGAGUGUGGGCCAACACAUGUUGGAAGCAUGUAACAACAACCUAGAGAUGGCAGUCACCAUGUUCCUGGAUGGAGGUGGCAUCGCAGAGGAGCCCAGUACCAGCUCUGCUGGGACUUCAACCAGCAGACCACCCCCACAUGCAGACGAUGAGGUGCGAGCGCCUAUUCCACAGAAGCAGGAUAUUUUGGUGGAACCGGAACCACUAUUUAGUGCUCCCAAACGGCGGAGGCCUGCGAGAUCCAUAUUUGAUGGCUUUCGGGAUUUCCAGACGGAAACAAUUCGUCAGGAGCAGGAACUUCGGAAUGGCAGUGCAGUUGAUAAGAAGCUCAGCACUCUGGCAGACCUCUUCAGGCCACCCAUAGACCUCAUGCAUAAGGGCAGCUUUGAAACAGCAAAAGAGUGUGGUCAGAUGGAGAACAAAUGGCUGAUGAUAAACAUCCAGAACGUGCAGGAUUUUGCAUGCCAGUGCUUGAAUCGGGAUGUGUGGAGUAACGAGGCUGUCAAAGCCAUCGUUCGGGAGCACUUUAUCUUCUGGCAGGUAUACCACGACAGUGAAGAGGGACAGAGAUACAUACAGUUCUACAAACUGAAUGAAUUUCCUUAUAUCUCCAUUCUCGACCCAAGGACAGGCCAAAAGCUGGUGGAGCUGCACCAGCUGGAUGUGAAUUCCUUCUUGGAACAGCUGACAGGCUUCCUGACUGAGCAUGGCCAGCUCGAUGGACUCUCCAGCAGCCCGCCCAAGAAGAAAAUGUGCUCAGAGAGUCUCGUAGACGCCAGUGAGGACAGCCAGCUGGAAGCUGCAAUUCGUGCUUCUCUGCAGGAGACACAUUAUGAGUCCAACGAGCCGAAGAUCGACUAUCACUCGGAGGAGGAGUCGGAUGCAGAGCCGUUUUCGGACAGUGAGGGGUUAAUCUCCGUGGACGGCUCAGAUGAUGAGGUGGUGGUGGAGCAACCCCAACUCCGAUCCCAACCCCAACCCCAACCCCAGCCUCAGCCUCAGCCUCUACCACAGCGGCAGGACAGCCCCCCAAAAUCAAAGAAAUCCCCCCACAAGGAAUCCAGCCACAGGAAAGAGGAAAGUAAAAAGAACCAUUUGGAGUUCCCUGCAAGGACUGAGGCACCUAGAGACAGUGGUGCAGGUAACAACCACCAUGCAGAGCCAGCAGAGAACUCAGGGGUAUCCGAGACACAGGAGGAGGAGCCAUACUCUCCGGAGCUGCUGGAUGACAAUGGGCCAAAGGCAAGACUGAUGCUGCGAUACCCAGAUGGACAGAGGGAGCAGAUCUCUCUGCCAACACAUGGCAAGCUCCUGGUGUUGGUGAAACAUGUACAGUCGAAGGGGUACCCUAACGAACGCUUUGAACUUGUAACCAACUUCCCUCGACGAAAGCUUUCUCACUUGGACUAUGACAUUACGUUACAAGAUGCUGGUCUUUGCCCUCAAGAGACUGUCUUUAUACAGGAAAGGAAUUAAUGAACACUGGGGGUAGCUUCCCCAAAGCACCACAAGCAGCCAGAUCUAGCAGAAAACGGGAGACUGUACUGCUCAGCCUGUACUCUGCACUUUCUUCCCUUAAUCUCCAGUUUUCUGUCCUUAAAAACAAGAAACCCUGAAGGCAGUGGCUAGCAACUGGCAAUUACAUGAAUGACUAACCAGAUUUCUACAACUUAUACAAAUUAGGAGUCCUUGGCGUGUCUACGGACCAGGGAGAAGAGUACUUGUUAGGUUUUGUUAAGCAAUCUGUGCUUUAUUACCAAUUAGAUAGAUUGUCUAGGUAUGGUGUUUUUUUUUUUUUUUCAAAAGUAUAAACUGAUGGUAAAAUUAAUUCUAAUCUCAAAAUCACACAGGACAAAUCUGCUCACUUUAGAAGUGCUUAGCAGAUUCCCAAAAGUUGUCAGAGUAUGAAGGCAGUAGAUCAGUGGUUGUCUUGGUGGUAUUACUGUACAAUCAAUGGCACCACCUUUAUGAGCAGAUCAUUGGACGCUCUGCAGUCUGGCAUAUGUAAAGGCCUCUCAUUUGUCUCACUGGACCUUGAAUUCUGCUUUAUAACAUUGUCUGCCAUAGUAAAUAAGAUGUGUGCUUGUAAAUCAUGUUUGGUAAGGCCCAUGGAAAGUGCUGGCAGUUCAGACUUCAAGAACUGCAGAUGAAGCUAACACUAUCAAGCCAUUCAGGAUUACAUACAUAAAGCCUACGUGCUGAGGUGAACAAAAAGUGAUAUUUUUAAGAUGGUUUUGUUAAAUGAUGGUUUUAAGAUAUUGUUGCCGUUUUUGUUUCUAUAACUUUUACUGUCUAGCAAUACCACCUUAAAUCUCUCUGCUACAACUGCUGUCACUACUGUUUAAAUGUACCAAUAGCAAAUGUGGCAUUAUGUUUCAGGUUCUCAUGGUUGACUCUCUGUUUUGAUUGGCUCAAUAGAACGUCUUGCAAUAGAAAGUUUCAAGCGACACCCCAGAAAUAACUGCACACUUGCAUUUUUCUCUCUGUAAUAGUGAGUAUGCUUUAAUAAGGAUAAGAGGGUUUUUUUUGUUAAGGUCGCAACAAGGUCAACAUAAUCACCAAAGGGAAUUGUUAUAGAUCUAUAUAUAUUUUUUAAUGUUCUUUUCUGUUUGCACUCCAUAUAUGUAACAUUUGGUGGCCUUUUACUACAGAAUGUCUCCAACCUUCAUUAGCUACAGUUUGCAGGUAUGGGAGAGAAACCGGUCCUUCUAUACUUUUAAUAAUUAGAGAUGUGUUACAUGUUUACUUUAUUAAUGGUCCAAAACAUAUUUUUUAAAUUCAACAAUAUCUAAUAAUAUGUAUUUUACACUGAGAGACUGCUAACCUCUUCAGCCUGUAUUUGCCCUUUACUUUCUCAGUUAUUUCUGCCUUUCUGUUCCAUUUUCUAAUUGGAAUUAGCAGAUGUGGCUUUAGUAAGCAGUAAUGAAGCCGCUGACUCUUCCUCAACAAGUAAGAACUUCGGAGCAAUAACUCUGCUAAUGUUUUUUAACUGAAGACAUAGUUUACAGGAGCAAAGUACAUACAUUAACAUUCUAAUAAAAGCAAGUUAAAAAAUACUUUUAUUAUACAUAUAUAUAUAUAUAUAUAUAUAUAUAUAUAUAUAUAUAGAUAUAUAUAUAUAUAUAGAUAUAGAUAUAGAUAUAUAUAGGCUAAAUUAUUGCAGACACAUCUAAAAGGAAAAUAUUUCAAUGUUAUGGGUAGAAAGAUGCAGAAUAAGGAGAUAGGCCUUUCAGUGCAAAAUGAUCAUUCCCAUUCCCAUAUCCACAGUACAAUUGAAAGAGAGUAACAGUUGUGGACAUCUCUAAUAAUAUCUGUAAUGUUUCUAUUUGGGACCAAGCAACAUUUACCUGGACAAGAAGGUAACAAGUGCUAUUUAACCUGAAGUGGGGAUAAACAGUUCAAUAGUAUGAUGGGCAGCCCAGUGGGCUAUGGGAAGUAAAACAUUUUAAUUGCCCAAAAAAUUUAAAUAAAUGUUUGUAUAAUGCUGUGUCACUUUUAUGUGAAUUUUGCAAAUAUAAUUGUUCAGCAGCAGUUUCCAGCUGGAGAAAGCUAAUUGUCUUGGACCAGUGGGGAAUUCACCCCAAUAAACAGAGCAGUAGUACUUUUUCAUUGAAGCGUCAUAUCUUCAUUUGUUUUUAUUUUACCUUGUUUAAUUUAAAAAACAUGCCGUUCUUCUUGGCACCUUUCCUGGAUUUACAGUUCUGCUGUAACACCUUUGUACCGUUAUCAGUACAGUUGGACUAUUAACAAUGUGAAACGAUACACAAUGCAUCGGUAUCGGGACACAUUUGCACAGUAUAAAGAGGGGUUCCUGAAAUGCUCUCCUACUUCUGGUUCCUCUCUUUACUGCCAUUUCAAUGUUUAAGGCUAGAAAUAUUUUGUUAUUCUCCACAAAAUCAAGGAAGAUCAGAUUUUAAAAAGAUUUACCCCAACUUUGUCAACUUAGUCAAAUGUUUCAAAAGCUAAACUUUGACAAAUCUCCCAAGCUCCUUAUUCCAAAGUGCAGUUUGCACCAUUCUUGAGCAAUCAAAAUAUAAUGUUAAUAACCUGGUAGCUAAAAAGUCAGAGGUUAAUUUAAGGACUUAAUGGCAAGCAUGCCAGUUUUGAAAAAUAAACAGUUUAAUUUUUCUUCCACAAAAGUAGAGCAGAUUGCCCUAAGGCAUUGGUACAGUAGACAUUGGUGUACAGUAUCUGCUCCAGUUUAAGAACAUAAGAAAGUUUACAAACGAGAGGAGGCCAUUCGGCCCACUUGCUCGUUUGGUUGUUAGUAGCUUAUUGAUCCCAGAAUCUCAUCAAGCAGCUUCUUGAAAGAUCCCAGGGUGUUGGCUUCAACAUUACUGGGGAGUUGGUUCCAGACUCUUCCUAAAAAUGAAAGUAUUAUCUUAACUAAAACAGGAAAUAUUGUCUAAGGUUUUUGUAUGUCUGUUGUGAUUAAUUAAAUAAAGUGCUGUUACUGCAUUAAUCUUUUCCAGACUGUUAAUAAAUCAACAACUAUUGAGAACAGUUUCAUGAAUAUAAAACUUCAGUUAAUCCAAAACACAGACUUAAAAAGAAAGAAUAAAGGUGAUAGAAUUGUCAGACUAACAAUAAUCGGAAGCAGCUGGUGGUGGGUGCUCUGUGAUUUCUUCCAUUUCCCAUCUCUUCAUACACAGUAUCUAAAACCUGGGAUAGGACAUCCGAGCCUAGCAGACAGCUGGGGUGUUCCCUGUAUUGAAAUUAAAGCAAUUUGAAAGCUUGUAUGUUAGCAGCUAUAGGUGAUUUUUAGUUUCAAAAUGUUGGCUAAAAUAUUUUCUGGUAACAAACUGUCUAUCUUCUGCCACCAAUGUAAGUAAUUCACAAUUGGCUAUAUCAGCAUUAUGAUGAAAAAUCAUAAUUCACCGUAUGUUCAGUACUUGUUAAAUCCAUCACAACUGGCUAAAUGGUGCUCUUGAUAUAAGCAAAAAGGUGCCUCUGCUGCAUCCUACCUUAUAAAAGUUUACCAUAGUAAAAAGAUAGCAAAGUAAUAAAGCAUAGUUAAGCACUGUAAAGAAGUGCGAGGUUUAGUACAGCAUAUUAUUCAACAUGGCAAACCAAGAUAAACUGUGGUGCAUGCAUAGUAUAAUCAUGAGAAAAGCAUGGGAAAACUGCAAAAAUACUGUGGUAAACUUUAAGAAGGGCCUAGCCGGUGCUAAUAAAAUAAGGGUCAAUAGCUCCACCUUUGUGAAGUCUGCACCAUGAAACGGAAAAGGUUAUAACCAGUUCUUCUUGUGAAAUAUAAUGCACAGUCCUUGCUACUGGAAGUACUGUACCAUGGUUUUUUCCACAAAUGAGGAUGCCUGAUAACCCACCAGCAUACAAGUAAACACAAAUUCUCUUUACGAAAUGUAUUCCACAAAAGAAUAGAACAUAAUAUAUUUUACUGCCCCCAGUGAUUCAGGGGCAUCUGAGAUAGCAUUUCCUUCAGGCUAAUUUCAGGUACUGCCUUUUGAUUCCUAGGCUGUAUACAGUUAAGGGGAAAGGGUGGAUUCAGGUCUUUACCUUCUAUUCCAAGUAAAGAGCCAGCCUUGCAGUUCCUCUAUCAGUGUCCCUGUGCUUCCCCAGUGGAACAAGUUUUGUUUUUGUUUUGCUACAUUCACUACAUUCUUUUUGGCUCAUUUGAUGUGGGUUUGAAUGGGUUUUAACACUGAAAAAACAAUGCUUUUCAAAGCUACUUCAGACAUUCGCAGACCCUUUUGUACAAAAAGAAAGUCUCCCCUGUUGCAUGUUCAUGUACAUCAUUCAUGCUGUGUAGUGUUCAUUAGGAGAAUGAAGUGUUACCUGUCGAGUCAACGCCAUUGAUGAGACUAAGAUGAUUGUGUAGCAAAUGUAUGUGUAAUAACUAUAUAAUGUAUCCAUCAUGUAAGUCAAUACUGUGUAAGAGCGCUCUGAUACAAGACCAGACUUCUUAGGUUUUAAUGUAUUUGAUUUCCAUGUAUUUCUUAUUUACAGUAUGAAAAAAACACCUUUUCCUUUGACCCUCCCUAAAAUAAGAAGUUGGAGAGUGUUACAAAACCCUUGCUUUCACUUCAGGUAUCCUCACAGGCAGUGCUUGUUUUAAAAAGCACUCUGUAUUGAGUAAAGCUGGCUGCUUAGUAAUGGCUUGAUUUGUAACUACAAGACAAGAGGUUUUGGGGACAGCUUUGUGUGUGUGUGUGUAGGGUGUUCACAACUGUACAACAGUUUUUAUGCAAUUCGUCUUAAUAUUGUAAUAUUUUAUCUGAAAAUAAAAGUGCUUUUCCAAUU
Acipenser ruthenus (sterlet) is the source of this 6432-nucleotide messenger RNA. Its product is annotated as UBX domain-containing protein 7-like. NCBI's taxonomy places the organism in Eukaryota, Metazoa, Chordata, Actinopteri, Acipenseriformes, Acipenseridae. The coding region runs from base 94 to 1647 and encodes 517 amino acids. The transcript is spliced from 11 exons. Gene Ontology annotation, cellular component: nucleus. Gene Ontology annotation, biological process: proteasome-mediated ubiquitin-dependent protein catabolic process. Gene Ontology annotation, molecular function: ubiquitin binding. The record is from RefSeq and is a predicted model, not a curated record.